AUGAGUCUUCGUGCUACCGCUCUCAUAAUGCUUGUAGCUUGCGCCAACGCCCUGCUAGAUGGAAAACUACGCAAUGAUUCACAAACCUUAGACAAUGAUAUAGCUGAAUUUAUCGCAGAUGCCAUUGAGACAAUAAAGGAUAGUGGACUCGAUCCGUAUAAAAAUGUAGGGGAUUACUAUGAUAUCUCACUUAAUUAUCCUUGGCUUGGGGAAUUAGAUUUAAAGGGUUAUACCGAGAACUUUGAAUUAAUUGGUCUCAGUAACAUAAUCUACGACGUUCGUUAUGAAGAGGAUGAUCUCGUUGUAUACCUUCGUUUUCCUCGACUUGAAUCAACAAUCGAUAAAGCAGUUUGGGAAGUGAAGCAUAAAUAUAAUGUCUAUGAAAUCGAAUACGGUGGCAGGUUCGCUGUCAACGAUUUUUUUAUAACUGUUCGAGUUAAUACAGGCUCCACUGAACCUUUCGAUGAAGAUUACAAAUUUGAAGUUGGGCUUGGAAGCAUUGAGUCCAAACUGAAUAUGAAUAUUGGAGGAAAUGAUAUUUCUGAAAUUUUCAACGACUUCAUGGAAACUUCUAUACCGUAUCUGUUAAGCGUAUUCCAGGAAGAACUUGACAACAUUAUAACAAAGUUAGUAUUGAAUCUCCCCGAACUACUCGAAAGAUAG
Messenger RNA from Parnassius mnemosyne (clouded apollo), 663 nucleotides. The record is from the annotation of a GenBank genome assembly. NCBI's taxonomy places the organism in Eukaryota, Metazoa, Arthropoda, Insecta, Lepidoptera, Papilionidae.